CCUCCUCAUCCUGCGGCUGAGACGCGGGAUAGCCCCGCUCCUUCUCAGCCCCUUCUCACCUCACAUCCCCGUUUUCCCCUUACACCCCCUUCUCCCCUCACACCCAGCUCUCCCCUCACGGUCCCAUUCCCCCCUGAUGGCCGCUCUCUUCCCUCACAGACCCCGUUCCCUCCCUCACACCCCGCUCUCCCCUCACGGCCCCGCUCUCCUGUCAUGGCCUCUCUUCUCUCGCAUUCUGCGUUUUCCCCUCACACCCCGUUCUCCCGUCAUGGCUCUGCUCUCCCCUCACACCGACGGUGGUCCUGUGACUAUCAGAGGGAAAAGCCCGGGCCGCAGUGGUGCCCUUGCUUCUCAUUUUGGCUGAUCUGUGGUGAUAGAUGAUACCAGUGCUCCUUCAGUUUCAAAGGCUUUGGUCUUGCUACGAACCUCUUGUGUUUGAGACCUGUGACUCAUUUUAAAAGCCUGUUCCUUGUGCCAAGAGGAACAUUGUGCCUUUCCAAGGCCACAGUGUCUGGUGUUUGCCCAGAGAACGUUGCUCAGAUGUGGUUCUUGUAGUACCUCGGGUGUGCCCCACUUUCUGUGUCUGCACUCUUCAGGUGUGCAAAUACCCCAAGCCUUGGCUUUGCUCUGGUGGCAGCUCCCAGGAGGUUCCAUUUGGAGCUGGAGGGAUGGAGGGUGUCAGGAAAAUUCCACAAACGCCAGAAGUUUAUGUCCAAAAAGGAGAGAGAGGAGUCCUGCAACUUCAUUCGAAUAAAGGGAGAAAGUCCACCGGGUCACACACCCACGGAACUUUCUCUCCCGAAUUUUGGGGAGCACAGCCUUCUUUUAUCCCAAACUCCCGGCCCCAUGUUGCCUCUUCCUUUCCCCAUUGGCCGAGGUACUAGGAAGGUACAGCCUUCCCGAACCACCUACCACAUGAACCCCUUUGAACUCAUUGUUUUACCCCAAAGUUCAGGCUUGUGAAGCCACUUGUCUGUUUCAGGAUCCAGGCUGUCUGGACUGCAACAAACCUGCUGCCGAUACAUUAAGACCCAUUUCAAAGACGUUAACACUCAUACCUUCACCCAUCAAAUUGUUCACAAAGACAUUAGCUUUCCUCUCAAGGGGCUUCCUGCUUCUCUGGCACUUUGCUGCAUUACCUGGUGCAGAUUUACCUGGUGCUGCUGGAUAAAGUCAGGACCUAAUUUUUUUCAGCUCCAUUCCUGGCUCUGGACUCUCUCCAGCCCCUCAAUGUCCUUCCUGAACCACCUGGCAUGGACCCCUCAUGAGAGGGUGUUUCCAGUCUUGACAGAAUUUGCUCCUGUGAUGAAAAUAAAAAUGAUAAUAGCAAGCCCAGAGGUCUGUACCACUGCUUCUUGUGGGGCUACAGAACGCACUUGGAGGAAGCAGCCUGGACUGGUGACAAGACACUGGAAACGCCUUUGGAGGAAGGAAAGGAAUGGCCUAGGCAGAUGAGAGACGACAUCCAGGGAUCAGUUUUUUUGGGUCACUGAUAUCUUGUCCAGGGGACCCACUGGACAGCUAUGAAGAGCUCUGUGCUCUGAGUGAACAAAGGCACUGUGGGUCUGGAGACGCAGAGUGACUUCCAGAGGAUCCCCUCAGAAGCUCAGCCUGUAGAGCGGAGAACUUGUAAUCUGUUUGUGCUGACCCCGGAAAGCUGAGCAAAGCAUCAUGAGCAGCAAUCAGACAGUAAAAAUCUUCAAGAAAUCUGCUAUCCCAGGAGUUGUUGUCACUCAGUUUGUGAAUGAUGUUCCACAAGGAUGCAGUACACCUGAUUUUGAGAAGAAACCACUCACUCUGACACUGCAGGAAGGCAAAAAUGCCAUUUUCAGAGCUGUGGUCAAAGGUGUCCCAGCUCCUGAGGUGAAAUGGUCACGUACACGGAAAGGAAUGGAUGAUCCUGCAAAAUAUGAAACGUCCUUCAAUAGUGCUACAAAUGAAUUCAUUCUGCAGAUCAAGAGCCUGGUUCUGGAUGACAGUGAUUUGUAUCGCUGCUCUGCUGUCAAUGCCUACGGAGAGGCCUCGUGCUCUGCUGGCCUCAGGAUCAUCCAAGUUGGCUUUAAGAGGAAGGCAAAAUAUGUUCCUGUUCAUGCUGCUGAUGAGCUCAAGAAGACACUCCUGGACUCCAGGAAGAUGCUGAGGAAGAGGGCUGCAGCACCAAAACCAAAGCCCCUGGACAAAGAAGCUGUGUGGCAGCUGCUGCUGAAUGCAGAUAGGAGAGAUUAUGAGAAAAUCUGUAUGAAAUAUGGAAUUGCUGACUUCCGUGGGAUGCUGAGGAAGCUGCAGGAGAUGAGGAAAGAAACAGAGAGUGAACAAGACAAGUUAAUUCACAGUCUCAAAAACUUUGAACACAUCAAAGUCAACAAGGAAGGAAAUGCUACAUUCAGCCUGGAGAUGGAGCUGAAAAACAGCAACAGCAACGUUUACCUGCUCAAGGACGGCGAGCGGCUCCGGUACGGGACAGGGGACGAGUACAGGAAGCACUGCCUGCGGAGAGUUGGGAGGAGGUACUACUUCACUGUCAACGAUGUGCAGCCAGAGGAUGCAGGGGUGUACCAGGUCAGGGUGGAGGACGUCCCUGUAUUCUCAACUGAACUGGAUGCUCAAGCCAUCCCGGCGCGGUUCCGGCAGCCGCUCUCCGACGUGCGCUGUGCCGAGGCCGGGGACGCCGAGUUCCAGUGUGUGCUGUGCACGCCCUGCCACCAGCCCCUGUGGCUGCACAAAAGCCACCCCCUGCAGGCCGGUGACAAGCACCAGAUCUCUGUGACACCUGAUGGCUUGACCCACAAGCUGAUUGUCAGGAACGUGGGGCCCUCGGACAGCGGCCUGUACACGCUCGACGCGGGACAGGGCUCCUCCAGCGCCUGGCUCCUCGUGGAAUAUGCCAAAGGAAAGAGGACACAGGAUGAAGGAGAAAAUAUUGGAAGGGAGACAUCUGAGUGGCUGAAAGAAACAAUGGCAGACAACGAAAGGGCGAGGAAGCUUCGGCGCCAAGAACAAGCUGCUGCUGCUGAAGGUCGUCCUUCCUUUUCCACACCUUCUGGUGUGGAGAAAAGUGGCUGGUCCAGAAGAGGCCAAGGCAGCAGUCAAGGCAGGGGCCAAGGACACUCCAUUGAUUCUGAUGAUGGAAGCCAAAGAUUUUUGGGAAAAGAAGGGCUACGUAAAACCCACAUGAAUGGAGAGAUGGGGUCUGGGCAGUUUUCUGGAGCAGGUCUAGAUGGAGACUCAGCAGCCAAUGAUGGCAGCAUCUUUGGACUAAAAGGCUUAGGGGGCAGGAGUGGGUUAAGGGCUGUCCAUGGCAUGGACUCUGUGUCAGGCAGAGCAGGUCCUGGUGGUGCAGUAGGAGGGGCAGGUGAAUGGAAUUCUGUGGAUGGCAGAGGUGAAGGUUUGCUGGGUGCUGUUGACAUUGACAUGGAUGAUGGAGAAGGUUUGGGCUCUCAGCAUGACAAGGAUGGGAAUUUAGGUGAUGCCAGUUACAGAGCUGGUUUUGGGGGUGCUGGGAGGUUGGGUGGUGAAAGUUCUGUGCCAGAUGGCCUUGAUCCUGAUUCAACUGGAGUGGGAGCCAGUGUGGGUGAUCUGUUCAGCAGGACUGGUCCAGGAACUGGAGCUGGGGGGAAUGCUGCAGGUGCUGGAAUGGCAGGAGGAAUGAGGUCCCACUAUGGCAAGGAUGGGCAUGCCACUGUGGGUGAUAUGAAUGGAGCAGGUGUAAACAGAGAGGGACAAACAGGGACUCCCUAUGGCAAGGAUGGCCUGACAUCUCAUGCCAUUGGUCACUUAGGGCAGACAGUCUCAUUGUAUGGUCCAGAUGGUCAGGCACUGGCAGCAGGUGCUGGUGGAGCUGGUGCAGGGGGAUUUGGAGUUCCCUAUGGAAAGGAUGGUCUCCCAGCUGGAGCUGGUGGAGCUGGUGUAGGAGUAUUUGGAGAGACUUUGUAUGGUCCAGAUGGUCAGCCACUUGGAGCAGGUGUUGCUGGUGCAGGGGGAUUUGGAGUUCCCUAUGGAAAGGAUGGUCUCCCAGCUGGGGCUGGUUUUGGUGGUGUUGGUGCAGGGGAACUUGGGGCUCCCUAUGGGAAAGAUGGUCUUCCAAUUGGAGCAGGUGCUGGUGGGGCUGGUGGUGCAGGGGGACUUGGAUCUCUCUAUGGAAAGGAUGGUCUCCCAGCUGGAGUUGGUGGAGCUGGUGUAGGAGGAUUUGGAGAGGCUUUGUAUGGUCCAGAUGGUCGGCCACUUGGAGCAGGUGCUGCUGGGGUUGCUGGUGCAGGGGGAUUUGGAGUUCCCUAUGGAAAGGACAGUUUCCCAGCUGGAGCUGGUGGAGCUGGUGUAGGAGGAUUUGGAGAGGCUUUGUAUGGUCCAGAUGGUCGGCCACUUGGAGCAGGUGCUGGUGCUGGUGGUGGUGCUGGUGCAGGGGGAUUUGGAUCUCCCUAUGGAAAGGAUGGUCUACCAGCUGGAGCAGGUGCUGGUGGUGCAGGAGGACUUGGAGAGGCUUUGUAUGGUCCAGAUGGUUGGCCACUUGGAGCAGGUGCUGGUGCUGGUGCAGGGGGAUUUGGAAUUCCCUAUGGAAAGGAUGGUCUCCCAGUUGGAGCUGGUGUUGGUGGGUCUGGUGGUACAGGGGGACUUGGAUCUCCCUAUGGGAAGGAUGGUCUCCCAGCUGGGGCUGGUUUUGGCGGUGUUGGUGCAGGGGGAUUUGGAGCUCCCUAUGGGAAGGAUGGUCUCCCAGCUGGAGCUGGUGUAGCUGGUGCAGGAGAGGCUUUAUAUGGUCCAGAUGGCCAGCCACUUGGAGCAGGUGUUGCUGGUGCUGGUUCUGCGAGUGCCAGGGGAAUUGGAGCUCCCUAUGGAAAGGAUGGUCUGCCAGUUGGAGCAGGUGCUGGUGGGGCUGGUGGUGCAGGGGGAGUUGGGGGUCCCUAUGGAAAGGAUGGUCUCCCAGUUGGGGCAGGUGCUGCUGGGACUGGUGCAGGGGGUGUUGGGGGUCCCUAUGGAAAGGAUGGUCUCCCAGUUGGGGCAGGUGCUGGCAUUAGUGGUGCAGGGGGUGUUGGGGGUCCCUAUGGAAAGGAUGGUCUCCCAGUUGGGGCAGGUGCUGGCAUUAGUGGUGCAGGGGGUGUUGGGGGUCCCUAUGGAAAGGAUGGUCUCCCAGUUGGGGCAGGUGCUGGCAUUAGUGGUGCAGGGGGUGUUGGGUCUCCCUAUGGAAAGGAUGGUCUCCCAGUUGGGGCAGGUGCUGCUGGGACUGGUGCAGGGGGAGUUGGGGGUCCCUAUGGAAAGGAUGGUCUGCCAGUUGGAGCAGGUGCUGGUGGGACUGGUGCAGGGGGUGUUGGGGGUCCCCAUGGAAAGGAUGGUCUGCCAGUUGGAGCAGGUGCUGGUGGUGCAGGAGGAGUUGGGGGUCCCUAUGGGAAGGAUGGUCUCCCGGUUGGAGCUGGUUUUGGUGGUGUUAAUGCAGGGGGACCUGAAACUCCCUAUGGGAAGGAUGGUCUCCCAACUGGAGCAGGUGCUGGUGUUAGUGGUGCAGGGGGAGUUGGGGGUCCCUAUGGAAAGGAUGGUCUCCAAGCUGGGGCUGGUGAAGGUGGUGUAGGAGGACUUGGAGAAGCUUUGUAUGGUCCAGAUGGUCAGCCACUUGGAGCAGGUGUUGGUGGUGCAGGUUCUGCAAGUGCCAGAGGAAUUGGAGCUCCCUAUGGAAAGGAUGGUCUGCCAGUUGGAGCAGGUGCUGGUGGGACUGGUGCAGCGGGUGUUGGGGGUCCCUAUGGAAAGGAUGGUCUGCCAGUUGGAGCUGAUGUUAGUGGUGCAGGGGGUGUUGGGAGUCCCUAUGGAAAGGAUGGUCUCCCAGUUGGAGCAGGUGCUGGUGGGACUGGUGCAGGAGGUGUUGGAGCUCCCUGUGGAAAGGAUGGUCUGCCAACUGGGAGUGGUGGUGGUGCAGGGGGAUUUGGAGCUCCCUAUGGGAAGGAUGGUCUCCUAGAUGGAGCUGGUGUUAGUGGUGCAGGAGGAGUUGGGGGUCCCUAUGGAAAGGAUGGUCUCCCAGUUGGAGCAGGUGCUGGUGGUGCAGGGGGAGUUGGGGGUCCCUAUGGAAAGGAUGGUCUCCCAGUUGGAGCAGGUGCUGGUGGUGCAGGGGGAGUUGGGGGUCCCUAUGGAAAGGAUGGUCUCCUAGCUGGGGCAGGAGCUGCUCAUUUUCCUCUUGGAGGUGAGAAAGUGAUGGGAUCUGGCAGUGGCACAGAUGCCACACUGAGCAGAGCUCCAGGAUAUGCAGGUGGAGCAGGAGGAGAGGGCUUUUCCAGGGAAGGCUCUGCACUGUGGGGUGCAGGGUCUCCCUAUGGCGAGGACAGGGGGUCAGCUGUAGCCACGGCUGGUGCAGGUGGAGUUGGGAGGUUGGGAGGGGAUGAAUGGGAUUCAGUCCGUGGUAAAGGAGGUGUGGAAGCUGCUGGUGGACCAGGUGGUGAAUAUGGGCUGGAUGCACAUCUUAGCAGAUCUUUGAGCGGUGAAACUGGAAAGGGCACCGCCAGUGAUGCCAGAGGGCCAGGGAACAAAGGUUCAGCUGGUGACAGAGGGUCCCUGUCAGGUCCAGGAGGAGCCAGGGGAGAGGGCAAAGAUUUCACACAGUUGGGCUCCCUUUAUGACACAAAUUCUGCCUUUGGAGAGGCAGGGAGUAAAUCCCAUGACAGAUCUGUUGACAGGAGUAGUUCAGGUGGGUUUGGUCAAGGUCCACUGAGUUAUGGCCAGAUGUCAGGUCCUUUUGGUGGACCUCCUUCAGCAAACCAGAAAAACCAGGAACCUGACCUGGAUCUUAAAGCAAAUGAUUCCCUGAAGAACACGGAAAACACAGCACAAAAAAGACGGAGUGUCCUGGAUGAUCUCAAAGUCCCGCGCUGUUACCUCAACAAGCAGCUGGCAACCGUGCGAGUGCUGAAGGGGGACCCAGCUGAGCUGUCCUGCACUGUCAGCAAGGACAACGUGACGGGAACCUGGUUCAAGGACGGACUCAAGUUAACAAGCAUGGAUGGAGUUGUCUUUGAAAAGAAAGGUCUUGUCCACAAACUGAUCAUCAACAAGGCUGAAGAUAUUCAUGCUGGGAAAUACAGAUUUGAAGGUGGAGAUGUAAAAACUGAAGCUUCAAUUUUUGUUGAAGAUCCUCCCCAGGUGGACAAAGUUCUCCUCAAGAACUUGACCAGUGUCCCCACAGUGGCCAAGGCCGGGGAGGGGGUGAAGCUGCGGAUCCCCUUUGAGGGCCGGGGGCCCAUCAGGGCGGCGUGGCUGAAGGACAGGAUGGAGCUGGGGGAUGACACCAGGAUCCGUGUGGACAAGACAGACACCUGCACCACACUGUCCAUCUCCAGCUGCGACAGGAGGGACUGUGGGGAUUACAAAGUCAGGCUCAAGAACGACAGUGGUGUCCUGGAGAUCAACCUAAAGCUCCUGGUGAUAGACAAGCCACAGCCUCCAGCAGGACCCAUCAAAAUUGUAGAAAGCUCUGCCAACAACAUCACGAUCCAGUGGAAGCCCCCAAAGGACGAUGGGGGCAAACCAGUGCAAAGGUACCUUGUGGAGAGGCAGCAGGUGGGCAGGAACGACUGGGAGACUUUGGGAGAAACCCCCAGGAGCUGCACCAGCUUCACCACGAGCAAAGUGGAGGAAGAGAUGAGCUACUACUUCAGGGUGAGGGCCGUGAAUGCUGAGGGAGCGAGCGAUGCACUGGAGUCAGGGGAAGUGAAGGCUGCUGGUAAAGCUUCCCCUGGUGCCCCAGAUCCCCCCGAGAUCAUCAGUGCCAGCAGGGACACCAUCACCAUAUCCUGGAAAGCUCCUUGUAAAACUGGCACUUCCCAAAUUAUGGGAUACAUUGUUCAGAAACGCAAGAAGGGCACUGUGACCUGGUUGCCAGUCAACAACGUGCCUGUCAAAGACAAGAAACUGAAGGUGACCAGCCUCAAGAAGGGUGUGCAGUACGAGUUCCGCGUGGCAGCUGUCAACGCUGCUGGCACAGGACAGCCCAGUGACCCCUCAGAGCCUGCCUUUGCCCGGGACCCCACCAAAUCUCCAGGCCAAGUGCAGGACCUUAAAGUGAGCAGCAGUGACAGCACCAGUGUCACCUUGACAUGGAACAAACCUGAAGUACAAGACGGGAAUGAUGUGAAAGGCUACGAGGUGGAGAUGAGGCCCUGUAACAGCCUCAGCUGGACCAAGUGCUUCACCCUCCCUGCGGAGAGCACCUCGUGCAGGGUCCAGGGCCUGCGGGCCAGGGAGAAGCUGUUCCUGCGCGUCAGGGCCCUCGGCCACGGCGGCCCCGGGGAGGCCUCGGAGCUCGAGGCGUGCGCUGGAGCUGCUGCUGCUGCCGUGGUCUCUCCCAGGUUACUGAUAGAUGACACAGUGAAAAGCUUCCUGGUUAUAAAAGCAGGGAAUCCCAUCCGGGUGAAGAUUCCCUUUGAGGGAUCUCCGGAGCCAGUGGUGACCUGGUUAAAGGAUGGGCUCCCCCUUCCCAGCCGGGCUGCCGUGAGCACCGAGGAUGGCAGCAGCCAGCUGCUGCUCAGGGCAGCCGAGCUCAGUGACAGCGGCACCUACACCGUGCAGCUUGGGGAUGGGCUGGGCAAAAGGGAAACCUUCAGCUUCCAGGUGCAGAUUACAGAUAUCCCUCAGCCCCCUGGAGCCAUCCAGCUGGAGGAGAAUGUGCCCAACACAGUGACAGUGACCUGGGACCCCUCAGCAUCUGAGCAGUGGGAGAAGAACCUGUAUUACACUGUCCUGAAACGGGAAUCCCAGAAGGGCCUGUGGCAUGUGCUGGGGGACCUGAUCUACAACAACAAGUUCACCUUCACCAGGGUGGUCCCAGGCAGGGAUUACUACUUCAGGGUUGUGGCAAAAAAUGACCUGGGAGUCAGUGAUCCAUCAGAGACUGUGCAGCCCUGGAGGAUCUGGAAAAAAAAGGCUGAAUUUCGAGUGAAAACACAGAAAUACAGGGGAGUUAACCAGAACCAGCCCCCGAGGUUCCUGGUGCCCCUGAAGUCCCACGUGGUGGUGACAGGCAGCGAGUGUCGCAUGAGCUGUGCUGUUGGAGGCCACCCCCCACCAAAAAUCACAUGGUACAAGGACAGCAGAGACCUCUCCAGAGAUCCCAACUACUUCUGCACCAACGACUUCGGGGUGUGCUCCCUGGUGGUGCUGGGGGUCACCAAGCAGGACGCAGGGGAGUACAUGGUGGAAGCCAGCAAUGAAGUGGGCCGUGCCUUCAGCAAAGCCUUCCUUGCCAUCAAAGACUCCUCCCUGUAGCGUGGCCCUGCUGAGAACAUCCCUGCCUGGCUCUGAGGAUGAGAAGGUUCUGGUGAGGACUCCUCCAUAUGAAGGCUGUGCAUUUAUUGUCAGAUGUUCUUCACAGUCUGAGGGUGUUAUUUUUCAGAUCCAGCAAUUGCAUGUUGAACAUGAUGCUGCAUUGCCAUCAAUACUGGGGGAAAAAAGCUUUAAGAGCACUGUUUUGGUUUGUUUUUUUUCAAUAAUCAGGCUUUCUAUGAGACCUUUAAAACACAGCUUAGAAGUUUCAGGAACACAGAAGAUGAGAGGAAAAAUAAUUGGCCAAAAUGAAACUUUCUGUGGAGAACACAGGUGGGUGGGAGAGACCAUCCUGCCACACCACUCACCCACAAUAAGGACAUCAGGGAUCUCUGGUUCUUUCACAUAUGCUUUUUCAAACCAGAACAAUCACUUUGGAUUCCUUGUGAUUCUUUGCAGGUUUCCCAAAUCUGGCAAAAGCAGUUCUGCAUAUGUUGUACUACCAGUAGCUGCUAAGUAGAUUAUCUUCCCUAACCCCUAAGUUUAAAAGAUCUGCCUGCUCUGGGCAGGAGAUGAAAUCUCAGACCAGCCUGGCAUGGCAUAGGUGAAGCUCCCAGUGAAAAUGCACUGGUAGGAAGGACUGGCAGUCUACAACCAGUGUGUGAGCAAAGCAACUCCCAAAACCCACAACACGUGCUGUACAAAGGCUGUGCCAGUCCUGAAUCACCCCCAGCAUCCCCUGUGCAUCCCAACUGCACUGGUCAUGGUACUGCGGGAGCUUUUCCCUUGAGCAGAAAGAGGUAAAAAAUCCUUCCUGUCUGACCAGAAACACGGGGGACUCCCAGGGACCUCCUGCCACAGCCAGGGGUCCCCAUCACCUGGCCUGGACAGCAAAAUGUUCUGGUGGCUGUGGGAGGGUGUCACAGCCAGAGCACCAAGGGUACUUUGUGACAGGAGAGAGCAGAGCCAAACACAGCUGUGGGGCUGGAAUGUUCUUGGGAUUACAUUUUGUACAAUGUUGUACAGAUGUAGCAGCAGUAGAUAAUGAAAUUAAA
This is a messenger RNA of Passer domesticus (house sparrow), 10286 nucleotides long. RefSeq names its product immunoglobulin like and fibronectin type III domain containing 1 (gene IGFN1). NCBI's taxonomy places the organism in Eukaryota, Metazoa, Chordata, Aves, Passeriformes, Passeridae. Bases 1672 to 9234 code for a protein of 2520 amino acids. The record is from RefSeq and is a predicted model, not a curated record. Gene Ontology annotation, molecular function: protein binding. The transcript is spliced from 27 exons.